GGCGCAGGUGGAGGUAGCUGAAGGGCUGUGUUCUGAGGGGCGACAGGGUAACCCUCCCGAGACCUUUCGUGACGCUAGGUCCUACCUUCGUUCCGAGGAGGCCACGUUCCUGGACCGAGCCCGAGCCGCAUAAGCCCAAGGACAGUCUUCAUCCUUGUGAUAUUUGAUUCUUCAGACCAGGAAGAAUAAGAUGUGUCCAUAAUUCUCAUCUUUCAUAUUUUUAAAAUCAAGGUCAUUAUAUGUAUAUAAUACUACUUCAACUUCUUUUGCAGGGAGCUCAUCCUGGAUAUGCUGCUGUUUUUUGCUUUGGGAUUGCUUGUACAUUUUGUGUUCUUUGCCUCCAUUUUUGACAUUUAUUUUACAUCUCCUUUGGUUCAUGGAAUGACUCCUCAGUCUACACCAUUGCCUCCUCCAGCAAAAAGAUUAGUAUUAUUUGUUGCUGAUGGCCUGAGAGCAGACACUUUUUAUGAAUUAGAUGAAGAUGGGAACUCUAGAGCACCUUUUAUUAGGAAUAUUAUAAUGCAUGAAGGCAGCUGGGGAGUAUCUCACACGCGUGUGCCAACAGAGUCUCGGCCUGGCCAUGUAGCGCUGAUAGCUGGCUUUUAUGAGGAUGUCAGUGCAGUAGCCAAAGGAUGGAAAGAAAAUCCUGUAGAAUUUGACUCUCUUUUUAAUGAAAGCAAGUACACAUGGAGCUGGGGAAGUCCAGAUAUCUUGCCUAUGUUUGCCAAAGGUGCUAGUGGUGACCAUGUUUAUACAUAUAGUUAUGAUGCUCAAAGAGAGGAUUUUGGUGCUGAUGAUGCCACAAAACUGGAUACCUGGGUUUUUGAUAAAGUUAAGGGCUUCUUUGAUGCAGCGAGGAAUAACCAGUCUUUAUUCUCAAAAGUAAAUGAAGAAAAAGUAGUUUUUUUCUUACAUUUAUUAGGAAUAGAUACAAAUGGACAUGCCCAUCGACCAUCAUCAAGGGAAUAUAAGGACAAUAUUAAAAAAGUUGAUGAUGGAGUGAAGGAAAUUGUAUCAAUAUUCAAGCAUUUUUAUGGAGAUGAUGGGAAAACAACUUUUAUCUUUACCUCUGACCAUGGAAUGACAGACUGGGGUUCCCACGGGGCUGGUCAUCCUUCAGAGACUUUAACUCCUUUAGUUAUUUGGGGAGCUGGAAUCAAAUUUCCUGAAAAAGUAUCAGCUCAGCAAUUUGAUGACAAGUUUUUAAAAGAAUGGAGAUUGGAAAGCUGGAAGAGGCGAGAUGUCAAUCAGGCUGAUAUUGCACCACUGAUGACAUCCCUUAUUGGCGUUCCCUUUCCUCUUAAUUCGGUGGGAACACUUCCUGUGGAUUAUCUUAACAACACUGGUCUUUUCAAAGCAGAGAGCAUGCUUACCAAUGCAGUACAGGUUCUUGAACAGUUCAAGGUGAAGAUGACUCAGAAAAAAGAAGUUACUUUACCAUUCUUGUUUACACCGUUUAAGUUGCUCUCUGAUUCUCAACAGCUGGACAUUUUAAGAAAAGCACGAUCUUAUAUAAAAGAAGAAAAAUUUGAUGAAGUAGUCUCCCUCUGUGAGGAAUUGAUUGAUCUAGCAUUGAAAGGAUUGUCCUAUUAUCACACUUAUGACAGACUCUUUUUGGGCAUCAGUGUUGCAGCUGGUUUUGUGGGAUGGACAUCUUACACUUCUUUGUUAAUCAUCAGAUCUCAUUCUAAUAUCCCAAGAGGCAUUAGGAAGGAAGAUAAGAAGCCACACCACCUCCUACCAUGUAGCUUUGUAGCUAUUGGUGUCUUAGUAGCAUGCUUUCUGCUGAUCCAAGCCUGUCCCUGGACUUACUAUGUGUAUUGCUUGCUGCCAGUGCCAAUAUGGUAUGCAGUUCUAAGAGAAUACCAAGUUAUUCAAGACCUGGUUGCAUCACUAUUGACUUUUCCUCUGAGCCGUUUUGUUGACUACUUGCUUACUUUUAUCUUCGGCAUUGAAGUACUGGUGCUCAGCUUCUUCUACCGUUGCAUGCUGACAGCUGGACUGAUUGUGUUUGCAGGUUGGCCGUUUCUUACUCAGCUGUGGACCCGAGCAAAGAUUACCUGCCUGAGUUGGGCUUUCUUCUCAUUACUUCUAGCAGUGUUCCCACUGAUGCCUGUUGUGGGUAGAAAGCCGGACCUUUCUCUAGUAAUGGGUGCUGGCUUGCUGGUUCUUCUGCUGUCACUGGCUGUUUUAACAAGUCUCUUAAAAAGAAAAAUUACUUUGGUAAAGGAGGAGCUGUUCAUACUUCUGUUACAGAUGCUGAGUAUAGUGCUGUCUAUGUAUGUUGUGUACAGCACCCACCACAGUCUGUUAAAGAAAGAAGGACUGCCUCUUCUGAAUCAGAUUGUGAGCUGGGCAACGCUAGCAUCUUCCUUGGUUGUGCCCCUCCUGAGUUCCACAACCCUCUCUCAGCGACUGUCCAGCACACUUCUUUCUUUGAUGUCAACCUACUUGCUUCUAAGCACAGGGUAUGAAGCCCUCUUUCCAUUAGUGUUAUCUUGUCUGAUGUUUGUCUGGAUACACAUGGAACAAGAGACUCUACGACAGCCUGCUGUUUCCUGUAAACAGAAGCUUACCAGCAUCCAGUUCACCCAUAAGACUGAUAUUGCUCAGUUACGACAGCUGACUCUGGAUGAUAUCCGUAGGGCCUUUUUUCUUGUUUUCUUUUUAAUAACUGCAUUUUUUGGAACUGGAAAUAUAGCUUCUAUUAACAGCUUUGACCUUGCCUCUGUGUAUUGCUUUAUGACUGUGUUUAGUCCUUUCAUGAUGGGAGCUCUCAUGAUGUGGAAGAUUUUAAUUCCUUUUGUUCUUGUGAUGUGUGCAUUUGAAGCAGUUCAGAUAACCACACAGCUGUCAUCAAAAGGCCUUUUUCUCAUUGUUCUGGUCAUAUCUGACAUCAUGGCUUUGCAUUUUUUCUUCUUGGUCAAGGAUUCUGGCAGCUGGCUUGAUAUUGGAACCAGCAUCAGCCACUAUGUGAUUGUCAUGUCCAUGACCAUCUUUCUGGUAUUUCUUAAUCACCUGGCACAAUUGCUCACAACAAAGAAGCUCCAACUGUGUGGCAAACCCAAGAGCCAUCUCAUGUGAUGUUGGUGAAGCCGUCAGUCAGCGUCUACAUUCCCAUUCUCCUUCUUAAAGAAAAGUCCCACCAAGGAUUCAAGAAAAUGGAUGUUGGACCAGGAAGAUGGCUCUGUGGGUAAAAGUGCUUGUUGCACAAGCUGACAAGCUGAGUUUGAUCCCGGGGACCCACAGUGGAAGGAGAAAAUAGAGUCCCAGAAGUUGUCCUUUGGCCUCCGAGCUCAUGCUGUGACACAUGUCUAUAUGCCGUGCACUUGCACGUACAUAUCAUGCACUUACAAGAUAACACCGCAGUUAAAAAGACAUGGAUGCUAAUGCACGGUAUUAUUCUUCCUAGGACAUGCUGCAUCUGGAAUUCUGGGCUUACAGGUGGUCUGACAGAUAAUGGAGCGUGUUUCUUUCCGUUAACAGACAUUUCCAAGGAGCUUCUUACCUCUUUAGGUUUUAAAGACUUGAAAUGAUGAUUAUGUCUUAGAACAGGGUAAACAUCCUUCGUUUUUAUUUUUCCUUUCGUAGCUUUUCCAGUAACGUUUGAGAGUACCUCCAUCCCUUUGGUCCUCACAGUGCAGCUUCAUGUACACCCAGAGGCGCAUGUGCCCCUGUGGGGGCGGUACUGACACUCUGAAGUCAUCCCUGUGGAGAGACUGACUGGAAACCACAGGUUACAACAGAAACCCAGCGCUGAGUUGCUUUUGUAGUAGCUCUGACUGCUUGAGCAUGUGAUGAGUAAGACAGGUGAGGCUGAAAGCUGGGAUUUGCUGAAUCCCACAGGAAAGCGGCCUGCGGGACUCUGCCAUUCUGUGCCUGCAGUAUGUUGGCUUGUGCCUCUCUGUGCUGCUUCCAGGCUUCUAAUAGCAAGCCAGCUAGAAAAGCUUUUACCUUUACCUUUUGUCCAUUCCUGGAUCAUCUUGGGAUUUGGGGGGAAAUCUGUGUCUUUACUGAUCAUUGUUUCAAUGUCAUUCCCCAAAUCAAAGGCUGUAGUUUCCUGACAGUAUCAUAAAGACUCAAAUUAAAAUUGCUCUGUUUUUGGUCUUUCUGUAGAUCAAAGGCCUACAGCCGUCUCAUUAGAUUGAGCUUUCCAUUUGUGUAGUCUAAUGAAUGAGGUAUUUUGAGAGUAAUUUUCAUUUGGGUUUCCUAUAAAGUGAACUAUAGAAUACCUAUUAAGUGCUUGGUUGAUAUUUUGCUGGUAUGUAUCCCCUUUUAAAAAAUAACUGCUUUUGAUUCAAGUUAUAAUAUUACUAGUGUGCAUUAAUGACCAAAAGGCUAUUUACAAGUUAUUAAAUUUUUCAGAUUGGAAAGUGAGCAAAUAAAUAUCUAGAAGAGUAAGCUCAGCUGAGCAAAAUGUACUUUAAUUUCUACUUAUGAUAAAGUUGUAAUGUAUGUGUGAUAAUGCCUCCUGACAUGGCAGUGUAUGCACUGUAGUGUAUUAAAAGAGAAGGACCAGUCCUAACACAGGCCUCGACACUGCUGUUGAACAUUCUAGAUGUCAGCUAAGGAGCUGGUGCAGCAACGCUGAUGCUGGGAGAAGAUGACCCAGCUGCCUUCCUAGACCCUCAGGUGACUUCUGAUCCCAUUACAUAAGUACCAUUUACCUCUGUACAGUUUGAUUUACAUUCCUCUUCUCCAGAGAAAUUAAUGCACUGUUAAGGGUUUAACUGUGUGUGUGUGUGUGUGUGUGUGUGUGUGUGUGUGUGUGUGUGUGCAUGUGUGUGUACACAUAUGCACAUGUGAGCACAGGUGCACUUAGCAUUCAUAACAGGGUGUUGGGUCCCUGGAACUGUAGUUACAGGUUGUGAGAUCCCUGAUAUGGGUGCUGAGCCCACUCUCCCACUUUAGAAUUGAUGUUUCUAAGCCAGCAUCGUCAAAGGUGCUUACUGCAUUGUAUUUUUUCAUUGUAUUCUCUAAAGCAUGUUCUUACCCCUGGUUGGUUCCAGUUCAUAGAAGGCAGUGCUUCUGCUGCUGCAGUGCUCCCCGCUGCACUCAGCCAGACCCUCACAUUCAUUGCGAUGUACUCUUCCUCUGCCACAGUGUUUUCACUUCUUGAAGUAUGUAUUUUUGCAUUGAAUAACAGAAGCAAAUGAAAUGUAGGUAAAUUGUAUUUCUUUCUAAGGCACUUUCUUUUUACAUUCUAUUCACACUAUACUAGCUUUCCAAAUGAAAAGUUAAGAAAUUUGCCAAUCAGCAUUGUUUAAAUUAGGGAAUGCUUUAAAAGUGGGCAUAACUGGGCAUGGUGGCAGAUACCUGUAAUUCCAGCACUAGGGAGGUGUAGGCAGGACAUCAUGAGUUCAAGGCCAUUGAAAGUUAAGACUCCAGGUGGACUGUUAAACCCUGUGUUGAAAAGAGUUAAAGUAGGCAUCUCAAGGUGAAAAAAAAUUAAAAUAUUGGAUGCUAACUGAAAUGGUCACAAUUUGCCAAUAAAUUCUUUAUAUUUUAUUAUUUAGUGUGUAAAGUCUUAGAACACAAAAUGCCUUCUUAAAUUUUAGAAGAAUUUGUAUUAUAAACUGGAUAUGGUGACACUGACCUGUCUAUAAUCCCUGGGUUUAGGAGGCUGAAGAGGAGAAUCACAUGUUCAAGGUUAGUGUAGGCCACAAAGCAAGUCCAGGACAGCAUGCGUUAUGUGAGACCCUGUAUUAGGAAACAAUGGUAGGAGACUGUUGUAUUGUAAAUAGAUGUAAUUGAAGAAUAGCAUAACCCAGUUAUCAGGAAUGGAACGGAACUUGAAAGUGAUUCAUCAGUUACAAUGUAGCUUCUUGUGAAAACUUCAUUCCAGAUUUCAGGCUACUCACUUCAGGCACAUCAGGCCUCCUCCCUCCUGCCACCUCUAUCUUUCCAUACUGUUAGCAGUCAAGGGUUCCUUUGUUCCUCCUUUUAUAACUAGCUUCUGAUGUUACUAGUUCAGGGUAAUGAAGGGUUAUAUAGUCAUGCUUCCAGAGACAUUUCACUCUCUUUGUGGGAACCAGGUGAGUUCCACAGACCCCUGAGAUGCCAUUUUAUCAGGAGGCUGGAGAGAAUGGCACUGAACCAGCUCAGUAAUGGAGAGUUCCCAUGCCCCACUAGUGCUCAGAGGUGCUUUAAGAGACCAAAGGUAGCCUCAUUCGUGUAUCUCCUCUCCUUGGUGGUUCCUUAAGCCAGCGGUGCCCCUGCCCCGUCCUCUCUACAGUACUUCAAAGUGUUUGUGACUAUUGUGCUAUGUGCUUUCAGUCACUGGUAAUGUCUUGGUAGCAGUUCCCAUUUCUGCACUGGUGUAGUUUAUAAAACUAGAUCUCUGGAUGUAAUUCUGUAAAGAAAUAAAAUUAUUUGAGGUGUAUAUGUCGCUAAUUUUCUGUAGUGCACUAAAAUAGGUUGUUAAUGGACUCACCAUAAGAAUUUAGUAUUUAUGUGCACAAACAGCAUUUUGAAAAUUACUUCAAAGCAUCAGUUGGUGGAUAAAUGUAUGAUAAUAAAAGUGUUCCCUGAUGAUGUUUGGGAAACAUCUAGGGUAGAAAGGUUUAAAAGUGCAUUUAUUCUGAUAGUUAGUGAAGUCCGUUCAUGCAGAAUGCCUACAACUUCCAUAUGCUUGGCUAUAGACUAUUCUCCCUCCUUAUGGGUAAAUAUAUUUUACACAUAUCUCUGUGAAUGUUUCCACACAAUUUUUACAAAAGGAUGUUAUACAUUUAAUCGAGCUUUUCCUGGUACCCAAAUUGUUAAACUGGGAAACUUGAGAACAUACUGAGGACUUUGUGUUUACAUCACUGUCUCUCCCUAUUUGUAGUUGCUUCUCUUUUGUAUCCUCAACCUGAAAAAAAAUAAAAUCAUAAUUCUCAGCUUGUUUUCUUGUGGUCAGACACUUUCAAAAGCAUUACUAGGUAAAGGUUUAAUGAUAUUUGACCAAGAAUUGUGAAAACAAGAUCAAGGCAGCCCAGAUCCCUGCAUGUAUGGGAGAGGGAAGUAUGCAGUCCUACCCCAUUCCGAGGAAUUAUUGACAUAUGAUGGCUGUUCCAGGAGGGACUGUCUGGUUUCUUCAGUGAUCUGGGCCCUAGAGGCUACUCGUAGAUAGUCCUACAGGCAUGGACACAUAGGUAGCACUAAUGGACAUGGUGAACAUUUAAGAAAAAAAAAAUCAGUUCAUGAAGUUGAGAGAGAAAAGUAGUAAGGGAAUAAAUGAUAGGUUUGAUCAAAACACAUUAUAUGCAUGUAUGAAUAUUAAAAUAGUUUAAAAGAACAAAAAUAAUACAAAUAGUUGUCAAGAUUUCUUAUAAUAGCUAAAAUUUUGAAUUAUUACUCGAGUGAACAUAUACGUUCUUUUCAUGCAAUGAUUUAAUUAGGUUGGCUUGCAUCAUAUACCAAGCAAGCAGUAAUGGUUCUACAAUAUUUUUUUUGGACACCUGGUCUGAAUAUAUACCCCAAACUGGCCUCAGAGUUGUGAUCCUUGUGCUUCAGCUUUGAGUUCUGCCAUUAUAGGUAUCUGCCACUAUGCCAUUUAAGUUGCUUUUAUUGUAAUAUGUUCAGUGGAUUUGGAUAAUAUUAUUGACAAGGAUAGUUAGCCCUUAAAGGUACUAACUACUACCUUCAAUGUGCUAACCUUCCUACGAUAGCUAAGAAUAUGUGAUCAUUGUUUUAAUAGGCCCUGUGCUUGCUGAAGAAAAGUAGUGUCUUUCAAGUUUGAAAUCAGAAAAAUCAAAUUAAUUUUCUUGAUGUGCUUUAAUUUAUUUAUUUUUCUAUCCUGGAAAUUAUUGUAAUUGGCUGUAGCUUGUAACACAGAUGUUUGUUGUGCCAUUUCAGCCAGGUGAUUGAAGUUAGGCUUAACAAUGAAAGCUGUGUUGGCAGUACCCAUACUGGGUAUGCCAUGAUGAAAACGACACCUUCCCCACGAUGUGAGGAAAAAUGGACAUGUCUCAAUUCAGGAAGAGUUAGAAAAUAUUCUACAAAAACCUGAUGAAUAGUCUUCAAAACUGUCAAGGUCAUCAAAAAUGAGAAAAAAAAAUCUAAGAAGCUGCCAGCAGCAGGAAGAAUCUAAGGAGAUGUGAUUGCUACAGUGUUCUCCUGGAUAAGAUGCUGAAGCAGAAAGGGCUAAGGAAGUCUGCAUACUGUGCAAUUAAUAGAACACCAGCCUACCUCAUUAACUGUGGAAAAUGCACUUACGGAUGUACGGUGUUAAAGUAGAACCUCGCGGAGGGGCUGUGUGGGAACUCUGUACCAUUCUUGCAAAUUUUCUAUGAGACUUUGAAAAUAAAAAUAUUACUUGAUUUUAAA
Psammomys obesus (fat sand rat) is the source of this 8307-nucleotide messenger RNA. It is a transcript of the gene Pign, whose product is annotated as phosphatidylinositol glycan anchor biosynthesis class N. NCBI's taxonomy places the organism in Eukaryota, Metazoa, Chordata, Mammalia, Rodentia, Muridae. Gene Ontology annotation, biological process: GPI anchor biosynthetic process. The transcript has 30 exons. Gene Ontology annotation, molecular function: mannose-ethanolamine phosphotransferase activity. Gene Ontology annotation, cellular component: endoplasmic reticulum membrane. Bases 289 to 3084 code for a protein of 931 amino acids. The record is from RefSeq and is a predicted model, not a curated record.